AUGGAUGAAUAUGAUUAUAUUAUUGUCGGUGCAGGCAUUGGCGGUCUUGUUCUAGCCAACCGACUGAGCGAAGAUGCUUCUGUCAAUGUCCUCCUCAUUGAAGCUGGUGCGAAUCGUAUGGGAGAUCCCCGUAUCGAUACUCCUGGCUUCUUGAGUACAAUGUAUGGCAAUCCAGACUUUGACUGGGAUUAUAUGAGUGUUCCUCAGGUCCAUGUAAACAACCGGCAAAUUGGUCAGCCACGAGGCCGUGUCGUUGGUGGUUCCUCUGCCAUGAAUUUUUCUUUGUCCGUUUAUCCCACUGCGUCAAAUUUCGAGAGCUGGAAGGCACUGGGCAAUGCAGGCUGGGGUGCGGAGGAUAUGGCACCCUAUCUUCGCAAGUUCCACACGUACACCCCACCCAGCGACGCCACAGCAGAGCUGCUUGGUACCAAUCGCUACAUGAAGACCGAAAAUCAAGGUUCUGAUGGGCCUGUCCCGGUAUCUCUACCGGAUGUGUAUGGCGAGUUUAACAAAUCAUGGGAUAGGACAUUUGAACAAUUGGGCUGGCAAACAGAUGCCGACCCAAUCCAGGGCCAAAAGCUGGGCGCCUUUACCAGCCCUCUAACAGUUGAUCCUAAGAUGGGCAAAAGAGGAUAUGCUGCAGCUUACUAUUCUCCUGAAGUUGCGGCACGGCCAAACCUGCGACUGCUCACAGAGACAACUGUUGAAAAUGUUCUUCUUGCCCAAGAAGAUGGUGAUAUGAUUGCAAGAGGUGUGCAGGUCAAGUCUAAGGACGGCCAGUACCAGAUCACCGCCAAGAGAGAAGUGAUCCUUUGCGGAGGCAGCUUGAACACUCCUCAGCUGCUUGAACUGUCUGGAAUAGGAAAUGCAGACCUCCUCAAGAGUCACAAUAUCCCAGUCAUUAUUGACAACCCAGCCGUAGGUGAGAAUCUGCAGGACCACGCUCUGUCCACCAUCAACUUUGAAGUUGCAGAGAAUCAGAUCUCGGGUGAUAUCAUGCGCAAUCCGGAGGUCGUCCAAGCACUGAUCAAACUCUACGAAGAGACGAAUGGUGGCCCGCUGUCGGGCAUGCCAAUCAGCACGGCCUAUCUUCCCUUUGUGGAUGGAAAGGGCGCUGUUUCUAGAGAGCAAAUUGACGGUCUACUCUCCACGCACCUCGACGGAACAGAUGUUUCAGCGAGCCUACAAGUGCAAUAUAGCCACCUCCGCGAGAUCCUCCUCCACAAUGAAGAUACCUCCUCACACUACCUCUUCAUGCCUGCUCAGAUCCAGAUGAACGCAGGCAAGACAACUAUAUCUGAUGUCUUGGCCAAGACCCUCCCAGAAAACUACAUCUCCAUCUUGGUCUUGAACAGUCACCCAUUCUCUCGCGGUUCAGUCCACAUCUCCUCUGCGAAGAGCGAAGAUAAGCCAAUUUAUGAUCCCAACUUCCUCUCCCCCCCCCUUGAUCUCGAGAUUAUGGCAAGACAGUUGCAGUUCCUGGACCGUGUGGUGGGGACCGCACCCUUCUCUACUCUCCUCAAGCCAGGAAAGCGGAUGCCUGAACACGCAAAGGACUUGAACGAUCUGGACCACGCAAAGGAGAUUGUCAAGGAACGCCUGUUUACAUGCUUCCACCCCGCUGGAUCGUGUGCCAUGUUGCCACAGGAGAGUGGAGGCGUGGUCGACUCCGAGCUGAAGGUGUAUGGCACGAGAAAUCUGCGAGUUGUGGAUGCCAGUAUCUUCCCUCUUGAGCCAAGUGGAAACAUCCAGGCUGCUGUGUAUGCAGUUGCCGAGAAGGCGGCCGAUUUGAUUAAAGCUAGAAGCUAG
This is a messenger RNA of Penicillium nucicola, 1809 nucleotides long. Its product is annotated as GMC family oxidoreductase. The coding region runs from base 1 to 1809 and encodes 602 amino acids. Gene Ontology annotation, molecular function: flavin adenine dinucleotide binding; oxidoreductase activity, acting on CH-OH group of donors. The record is from RefSeq and is a predicted model, not a curated record. NCBI's taxonomy places the organism in Eukaryota, Fungi, Ascomycota, Eurotiomycetes, Eurotiales, Aspergillaceae. The transcript is spliced from 2 exons.